Bolinopsis microptera is the source of this 654-nucleotide messenger RNA. RefSeq lists its product as uncharacterized. The transcript is spliced from 4 exons. The record is from RefSeq and is a predicted model, not a curated record. The coding region runs from base 127 to 639 and encodes 170 amino acids. Lineage: Eukaryota; Metazoa; Ctenophora; Tentaculata; Lobata; Bolinopsidae.
CGUGUUCUACAUCCAUACACGUGCUAUUUCUUUUCUCUUCUUUCAUAAGUAGAAAUGAUAAUGGUUUCAAACUCGCAUUUAUUUUAAUAUGUUCCUUGAUUUGGUGCUGAGGUUGACAAUCGUGAGAUGAUUCACUUACAGCGGCGCCCCAUUGCUGUGCUUUUUGGUGUUGCUUUUAUUCUUUCGACAGCACUAUUGUUGUUUGCAGAAGGAAGCUACCUCGGUACCGUGUCCCAGAUAGAAUCUGGCAACAACACAUCUCAACUAGACCAACUAGACCAACUAUACCAACUAGACCCGCCCAACUAUAUCACCUCCUCGGACAUGUUGGACUGUCUCAAGAACACUCACAAACGCUGGUUUAAGCUACCGUGGAGCUCUAGGCUGGCCACCAGGGCUUACUCCAUGCUCGAACGUGAUCGACGAUGUGAUGGGGAGGCGGUGAGUGAUGAUGACAGUAGUGACGAUGAUGAUGACAUGUCUAUCUGCGCUCUUAUACGACAAUGUGAUGACUACAUCUCCAAGGGCAGGGUCAGAAGAAUAAGAAAGGUGGACGGAGAGGUUGGGUGUGCAGUGAAGGACUACACUCCAAACCUUCGGUACAAGUGGGUACUGUGUGUUUACGAGGAUGAUGAUUAGAGGGAGAUAACAGUG